Molecule: messenger RNA, 2124 nt
Organism: Henningerozyma blattae CBS 6284
Lineage: Eukaryota; Fungi; Ascomycota; Saccharomycetes; Saccharomycetales; Saccharomycetaceae
Gene: SST2
Product: GTPase-activating protein SST2
Exons: 1
Coding region: 1-2124 (707 amino acids)
Biological process (GO): intracellular signal transduction
Source: RefSeq, a predicted model, not a curated record
AUGAAUACAAAAGCUUCAAAUGGUACGUUGCAUGAGUUAUCAUCAAAGAGUUUUAACCGCUCAUCUAAUGGGCUAAUUUUUGCAGAAGAUAUCAAAACGGUGUAUUCUUUAUUAUUGAUUUGUCUAGAUCUGAAAGAUACAACUCAAGAAUCUAAGAAGUUGUUUGGGGGGUUCUCUAAAACUUAUCCUUAUUCAUUCAGCCUAGCCCAGGCAUUCGAGAAAAUGAAUAAAUUGGAACUAAAAGUAGAUAUGAACACUACAUGUAUCAGUGUCUCUUACUCAAUUAAGCCAGAAUUAGCUCAUUAUCUUCUCAAGAUAUUUAUGUCUGCCAAACUUUUGCAUACGCCUGCAGAUCGGACAAGAAGUGAGCCAAAAGAUAAAGUUCUUUUACAACCUACAGCCAAAGGUGUCUGUAUUCUACAAAAGUAUGUUAGAGACGUUGGAUUAAAGAAAAUCCCGUCUAUACUAAAAUCCGAAUUUAAUUCUACAAAACUAUUUAUUUUUGAAAGAAACUCGGUUUCAGAUGCAAUAGUUCAUAGUGAAUACUUAAUUAAUAUUUUAUUUGCAAGAAUAAUGGGACCUGAGCCACAUAUUUGGUCUCCGAAUGUUGUGAAUGAAAAACUACCUACUUUAGCAGAGUUAUUAGAAUACACAAAUGAUAAAUUCACCUUUGAAAAUAUAGUUUUUAAGGGUGAUUCUCAUUUUGAAGAUUCUUUAAUGCCUCUAGAAUUAGAGAAAUCUUGGAUUGAAGAAAUACCAGAUUCUUUAUUAAAUAAUGAAUCACGAAUCUCUCCAUUUGCACAUCGCUUUUUUACUAACCCUGACUCAGAUGCUCAUAUUCAAUAUUAUAUUUCUUAUAAUGGUGUGAGAAUAUGCCAUUUGAAAGUUUUUGAGUAUGAUACAAAAUCUACGACUGUAGAAUAUUCGUUUACCUCUAAAGCUCUCUGGCAAUGGUUAAUGGAUUGUACAGAUAUCAUUUACCCGAAAGAAGCGGCAUCUAUAGUCACCAUGUUUUUGGAACAAUGUUUAAUUGUUCCUAUUCGAAACAACAUAAAUGAACAAAAACGAUUUACAAUUAGUCGCUCACAGUAUUGUACUUUUUCAAGAAAAGGAUUAGAGCUUAUUCAAUGGAAAAAUAAAGUAAAUAUAAAAAAUAUUUCAGAAAAUACAAUAUUAUCACAAUCUGAGGUUAACUACUCUCGAACUAAUUCAUCAGAUAGCAGCAGUUGCAGUUCUGUUAAGCUUUCUGAUGAUAACACUUCCUUUAAUCUAUUAAUGGAUAAAACAGCCGUUCCUAAUAAAGAAAAAUUUGACAAAAACCCAUCCCUAAAAAGUAUACUAAAAGAUCCAGGAAUGCGAUAUUUGUUUAGAAGACAUUUAACUAAUGAAUUUUGUGUGGAAAAUUUAGAUGCCUAUAUUGAAAUUCGAAAAUUUUUAAAACAAAUGGCUCUAUUGAAGAAGAUUAUUGAUUCCAAAAAUAAUAAAUUGAAAAGAAAAGUUGGAAGAGGUGGUCAAUCAGGUAAUAAUAUUAUUACCACUAUUGAAUCUGCAUUAGGUAAGCAAGCAAAUCAAUGCUUAGAGAUGGGGUACCAUCUGUACUCAUUGUUCAUCAUGAUUGGUGCGCCUUACCAAAUUAACAUCGGUCACACUUUAAGAGAAUCUAUUACUUGUAUAUUAUUGCAUCCAAAAUCUCCACUCUCUGCAACACUUUCUAAUGACAUGAGUAAUUUAUACAUUUUCAAAUCUAUUGAUGCUGACUUAAAAAAAACAAUAAAUUCAGUAGAUAUUACUGAACCACCAAAAGAAAAAACAAUAUUGUCACCUAACAAAUUCAAUAAACAAUUUUGUCCUAAAAGAGAUGUAAGGCCUAAACCGCUUAACUUAAGUGAUGAAGAUAACACCAUUGAUCUAGCUUCAUCAACAAAUCGUAGCAUUCAUAUAAAGACGGAAAAUAAUAAUUUAUCAAAUACUCUAAUGAUAUUAAAGAGGCUAUAUCCAUUGUUAGACUCUGUUGGUAAAUAUACUUAUCAUUUGAUGAAAAUUGAUUCAUUACAAAAAUUUAUAGAUUCCGACAUUUAUAAAGAAGCCUCAAAUCUAAGAAAUGACUACACUUGCAUACAUUAA